AUGCGACCAUUGCAAUCGGAUGCGCCGUCCAACCCUAGUUCGCCGCGAACUCCGCUGACUUCCCCGGUCUACCCAUUCCAAUGUAUUUGUGCUGACUUCUUCCAUUACAAAGGCUGCAAUUACUUGGUUGUCGUCGACCGAUUCUCCAACUGGCCAAUAGUUGAGAGAUCUACCCACGGCGCAGAUGGCCUCACCGCUUGCCUUCGACGCAUCUUUGUCACAUUCGGCAUCCCUGACGAGAUGGCCUCAGAUGGUGGCCCCAAAUUUACAGCAGCAGCCACACGUCGAUUCCUCCAGGACUGGGGUAUCCAUCAUCGCCUUUCCUCCGUGGCAUACCCCCAUAGCAACUGUCGUGCUGAAAUGAGUGUAAAAGACCAUCAAGCGCCUUCUCCUGGACAACACCAGCCCUACCAGUGCCCUUGA
Strongylocentrotus purpuratus (purple sea urchin) is the source of this 423-nucleotide messenger RNA. RefSeq lists its product as uncharacterized. Bases 1 to 423 code for a protein of 140 amino acids. Gene Ontology annotation, biological process: DNA integration. The transcript has a single exon. Lineage: Eukaryota; Metazoa; Echinodermata; Echinoidea; Camarodonta; Strongylocentrotidae. Gene Ontology annotation, molecular function: nucleic acid binding. The record is from RefSeq and is a predicted model, not a curated record.